Molecule: messenger RNA, 462 nt
Organism: Caenorhabditis briggsae
Lineage: Eukaryota; Metazoa; Nematoda; Chromadorea; Rhabditida; Rhabditidae
Exons: 4
Coding region: 1-462 (153 amino acids)
Source: RefSeq, a predicted model, not a curated record
AUGUUUAAAAACAGAAUAUUGGCUCACUCCUACUCCUACUCAAUUGGUAGCUAUUUAAGAAGAACCAAUAGAGUUCAUCAGCAUCAGUUUCAUCUGACCGCAUUCAAAAUGAUGUUCCGCAUCCUUCUCGCCUUCUGCCUCUUCUCCACUGCUGCCUCUGUCACCUUGGUCAUCUGCCAACAGUACUGUUCUUCUGUCCAAGGAGCAGCAUCUUAUGACAACUGUGCUCCAUGGAACAGCUAUGCCCUCGCCUCCAACCAAACCUGCUACAACCUCUGUGUUCAUAACUGUGCUGCUGUCUACGAUGGAUCGUGCAUGACUGGAGAUGGAUUCAAAUCAAAAUUCACUUUACUGACAGGGCAAAUUGGGUAUGGCGGAUCUUUCCUCUGGAAAAACGGAAAUGAAAUACAAACUGACAUUCUAUUGAAAAUAAAGCAGUAUAAGUUUUUGCUGAUUGUAUAA